Messenger RNA from Stegostoma tigrinum, 14239 nucleotides. RefSeq names its product ELAV-like protein 1. Gene Ontology annotation, molecular function: RNA binding. The coding region runs from base 176 to 1198 and encodes 340 amino acids. The transcript has 6 exons. Lineage: Eukaryota; Metazoa; Chordata; Chondrichthyes; Orectolobiformes; Stegostomatidae. Gene Ontology annotation, cellular component: ribonucleoprotein complex. The record is from RefSeq and is a predicted model, not a curated record.
UUGCUGGCGGCGCGCGGGGUUGACUUUGUUUGAUUUUAACGGAUUUUUUUUCCGCCUCUGCGCUUGGCCUGGGCUUUUCCCCUUUCUCAGCUCGAGUCCCGGAAAGACAUCAGUGCUGCCGGCACUCUCACCCCGUACCGAGUACGGGGCUCAGACAGAGUGAGCUCUUUUUGAAAUGUCAAACGGCCAAUCUUGCUACAGUAACGGUUACCAAGCAGAUCUUGAGCUCAUGGCUGAGGAAUGCAAGGAUCACGGGGAUGACAAUAUCAGAACCAACUUAAUUGUCAACUACCUGCCUCAGAACAUGACACAGGAUGAGCUACGAAGCCUUUUCGGUAGUAUAGGCGAGGUGGAAUCUGCCAAACUCAUCCGUGACAAGGUUGCAGGCCACAGCCUUGGAUAUGGGUUUGUGAAUUACGUGGCUGCCAAAGAUGCAGAACGAGCUAUUAACACACUUAAUGGUCUGAGACUGCAAUCAAAAACUAUAAAGGUUUCGUAUGCCCGGCCGAGCUCGGACAGCAUUAAGGAUGCAAACCUGUACGUGAGCGGUCUGCCGAAGACAAUGACUCAGAAGGAUUUGGAGCAACUUUUUGGACGUUACGGUCGCAUCAUCACGUCUCGAGUUCUAGUUGACCAAGUCACAGGUAUGUCCAGGGGAGUGGCUUUUAUUCGCUUUGACAGGAAAUCUGAAGCAGAUGAAGCUAUUAACAAUCUGAAUGGGCACAAACCACCUGGUGCUGUUGAACCAAUUACAGUAAAACUCGCAGCCAAUCCCAACCAGAAAACAAAUGCAUCCCUGCUGGCACAGCUGUAUCAUUCACCAGCGAGGCGUUUUCCAGGACCGUUGCACCAUCAGGCACAGAGAUUCAGGUUUUCGCCGAUGAGUGUUGACAAUAUGAGUAGUUUGUCAGGUGUGAACGUUGGUGGUCACAAUCCAUCUGGCUGGUGCAUCUUCAUCUACAACCUGGGUCAAGACGCAGAUGAGGGAAUCCUGUGGCAGAUGUUUGGCCCAUUCGGAGCCGUGACUAAUGUCAAAGUUAUACGCGAUUUCAACACCAACAAAUGCAAAGGGUUUGGCUUUGUAACCAUGACAAACUAUGAGGAGGCUGCCAUGGCCAUCGCUAGCCUGAAUGGCUAUCGCCUUGGAGACAAAAUUCUCCAGGUCUCCUUUAAAACCAGCAAGUCACACAAGGUGUAAUUUAAAGCUUGUGUUCAUUUGUAAACAUUUGAUUAGAAAUACACUGCUGAAAGGUGAAUAAGUCCACUAGUGUAAAGCAACUCUUAUUGUUGUGACAGACGUGUUUUGUCUACCAUUCUAGAAGAAAAAGUGAAAAGGAUUUUUUAUAUUAGUACUCUGGGAUGCAACUAAUAUGAAAUGUUCAAAUGUUUGAUACAUUUCCUUCCUUAGUCCCCUCCUUUCUUCCUAAGCACCCAAAAAAGGAGGGCAAAAUACUGAACUAUAUUGUAGGUCUGUGGAUUUAAAAUAAUACUCUUUAAAUUGCAAUAUUCAUUCCAUUUUAAUAUAAUCAGUUGACUAGCAACCAGCUCUUGGUUGAUGCCUGCUUGCAUUGGAAAAGCAAUUUCAUAAAUGCGCUACUUGCUCUCACAGGUUUAAUGCAUUAGUAAACAUUUUUGAAUUAAAAUGAUGAUUUAUGCCUGUAAGACAAACAUGUUGCAUAUUAAGUUCAUCCAGACCUCGGAACCAUGGCUGUAAUAUGUUUACUCUAGAUAAGUAUAAAUGGCACCUCUGUGCCUUUCUUAUCAUGAAAUGUGGAGGUAGGUGCAAAACAGUUCAGUUUUAAUUCCUGACAUGGGUAUAACAGUGAGUCAUCUUAAUAAGAUUUAGAGUGUCAAUACAAAAAUUGAACAGGUUUACUUGUACAUUUGCCAAAUUUUUGGGUGAAAGGAACAUUUUGGUUGGGAAGUGUAGUGUAGAAUUACUCUGCUUGUAAUAUUAUCUUGGGAGGUUUAAACCUUUGAACAUUUGUAAGUUUGUUGCACCCCACUUAGUGAACUCCAUUUCUUUUUUUAAAAAAAGUUUUUGUUUUUUUUGCAUAAUUGACAUGCUAAGUUGGGAUAAUGCAUCAGAAUAGAAAGUACUUAAAUGUUUUUCUCAUGCAGGUUAGCUGUCAACACAAAGCUUUGUUAAAAUAGAUUUAAAGAAGACUAAUCUAAAAGUUUUUACAACUGCCUUUGAAAUUAGUUAAUGUUCUGUUAUAUAAUUUCUUUUCAUUUUGUUUCCUUUGUUUUGUUUGACUAUUGAUUUUACUUUUGCAUUUAUGAUCAUUAAAUUUGUUUUGUUUUGCUCCAAUUUUGUUUAGUUUUUGUUAUUUUUCUGUUUUAAAGUUAAUUUGCUGUUUAGCGCUUCAAACUUUUGUUUUACGAUUAAGGGUAGGGAUAGAGGGGCCAGUGUGCAGACAGGCACCUGAUCUUUAGGUACCCUAUCAAAGAGUUUUACACCUUUUGCUGAAGUGGGCUUCACAGAGCAUCUAUUUUUAUAAACAAACUUUUUACAGGAGUGCUAGCAGGGGAUUUUGAGUGGAAAGUUUUGUAUGCCAACUGAUGAGCUUUUAAAUAAAUUAACCAGCCUUGAACCUUUAGUAGGCAGUUAGCUGUAGCUGGCUUUUAAAUCUUUGUCAGAAUUAAGUGCAGACACAAAUCCACUGGUCCUGUUUGAAUGAAGGCAGGUUGCAAAAAGGAAUGUGAACUUGUGUUGCAUAUGUUGAGCACAUGAUUAUGAAUAAUAGUUGGAGUAACUUAACUACUUAAACCCAUGGUAAAUGCACUGUCAAACUUAAUCUCAAAUGUAUAGCAAAAGGAGCUGACACCAAAUAUACCAUUGCUUUAGACCCGUUUACCUUUGUGCCAUAUGCACUGAUAUGUUGAAACACCAGAAUGUGAUUUUUGAAUAUUUUUGGAGAAUUUCAGAAUGUGAACAGUUAAGGCAAGUGAAUUUUAGUCAACCUCCUUUUUUUAGUCCCCAUCCCAGUACUCAAAACCCCUAGAUGAAGAAGUUGGAGAAAAACAUGCUUCUUUCAUAAUAUGCAAAUACAUUUUGAAUUUUUAAAAGUUCUAAAAAAGCUAAUUGCAGUUUCUGGGAGCUGAGAGGAGUAUAGUUGCCAAAUUUAAUCAAGACUGAUGUAAGGUUUGCAUUUCUCAUAGGAAAUCCUUUUUCUCCCAACUUUGUCCAACUCAUUAAGUUUCUAGUGCCAGAUCUCAUUCAGCUUUUCUCUGGAGAGAGAGAAGAAAAUUGUAGAGAUAUUCCCGAAUUUCCUUCAAUGCUGUUGCUUGAACAUCAGUUACAUGAUGGUGGAAAAUAGAAGUUUUUCACAGAAGAAAUUAUAUUUGGGACAUAAUUUGUAUCUGAAACAAUUAGCAAUAGUCUGCUAUAGGAGGGUGAAAGCAGUAGGAAUAUAUGUGAGAGAAUGCAUGAGUGUAGUUUUUUUUAUGACAAUCUAACUUCUUAAAUUUCAUUGAGGUAAUUGUUCACAUUUAUAAACUGAUUUUAUCAUUCCACUAACUAAAUUCCUUCUGUUAUGCACGCUUUCAUAACUUGCGUGUAAGGAAACCCUGUUAUGAAAAGAUAAUCUGGUUGACAGCUUGUGUAUUUGUUUGAGAUUAUGUUUUCUGGUAAAAUCAGGUUUGCUCAGAUUUUGUAGUACUCAGCAGUUUACCUCUUUGCCGCAAAUACAUGUGACAAAAGUUGUUCUUGCUAUUUUGUGUGACCGAACAGAGAACUUUUGGUAUCUGAAUUUUUUAAGCCCAUUUCUAGGCUAAUCUGUUUGUAAUGAGGCAAUAAUUCUACUCAUAACUGAAAGAUCAGCAAGACUAGUUUUGUGACCAGAGGACUGAUAGAAUAUUUUUCAUACUAAAGGAUAUUGUGCAGUUACUGGUUCAACACCCAUCAUGACCAGUGCUUUUUGUCCUCCCAGUUGCCACACUUCAAAAUACCGUACAACCCACCAGCUAAAUCAAUUUAAUUUGUGCUGAUCUUAAUCCAUAAUUUGUACUUGCUCUCCAUGUAUUUAUAGCGCAACAUCUAGUUGAUGUGAAUUGAAUUCUGUUUAAUACGGUGUUAACUUGCACAUUGAAGAAAUGCAGAUUUGGCAUUAUACACAAAAACACCAACUGAAAACUCAUUGCAAUGAACAGAUAUCAAUCAGUGUUACAGCUAAUUGCCUGUACUAUCAUCUUUUAUGCUCACAAUUUGCUUUUUCUGGUGGGCAAUUGGGGAAACUUUACCCGAAAAGAAUACUAAAUGAUGUUCUUAAUUUUAAACAAAAAGCCAAUUAAUUUGAACUAAAAUCCAAAAUAAUUGUCUAUAAAGAUACUUUAUUAUCCUAUAAUUGAUAUCUAAGUGUAGAUAUAAAAGAUUUCUGUUCAGUUUAGAAUAUUUUCACUCUCUUUAUUUUUAAAAUGCCAACAAUCCGUGCUUGAAUUCUUAACCAUUCCUAUGAUGCCUGGACAACUGUGCAGGUGAGAUUAGUUUAUCAGCAAAAUGGUUGCAGUCAAUGCCAUAUCAUUCCCCCAUCCCCAUCUGGCACUUGUACAUCUUUUAUCUAAAUUAAGAUUUCAGUGCUUUUCUUCAGCUUGAUUAUUCAGUGCUUUGAGACAAAUUCCUAACCAUAAAUUUAUUUGUCAUUUUCUUAUUCUGACCAUCUGACCUCUGCUAUCAUUUGCUACCCCAGCAUCACAGCCACUGAAUAAUUAAGCAUAAUUCCAGUAUGAAUUUAAUUUUCAACUGCAAAAUUUGUAGCAGGAAAAAUGAUGGGUUGUUGCUUUUGGUGACAUUGUCAGAAGAAGAGUGAUGUCUGAAAUAUUUUGGACAGUUUAUGAAAAGGAAAUGUAAAUGAUUCCUUUCUUCCUUUGUUGGUUCUCAUCAAACUGUUUUAUCCUAUUAUUGUCCUAAGAUAGAGCUGUAAAUAUAUUUUGAAGAGGACUGAUUUCUCUAUUCAGUUUUCUACUUUGCAGCCAUUCAAUGGCCACUACAGUACCUAAGCCCCACUACUUUUUCUUCAACAAAUUCUAAUUAGGCAUGAAUAACCUAUGUUCUACACUUGAGCUAGGCCUUUAAAAUGUUGAUCAAUUAAAUUGUAAUCAUAAAGUUGGGUUAGGAAUAACUAAAUAUUACCUCUUGGAGUUUGAGGUUUGGAUGGUGCUAAUCAGGCUGUCUUGAUGGAAACACUGAUCACCUGGUUUCGAAACACUGGAUUUCUUAUUGUUCUUGCUUAGUUUGUAAUGGGGUAUAAAAGAACUGUACCAAAGCUGAGGAAUUUUGGAUUAUGCUGACAGAUGUAUUUUCCCGAACUGCAGUCUUUCCAGAUUAGGCUGAUGACUGCAAAGGCUGGUUCUUCCUUCGAUUUUUCACCCCUGAGCAGAAUCUGCCUCAUAUACACCAAAAUGAGAUGGUGUUUGUCAUUUUGCUGUUGUUCGUGUCUUUCAAAAAUGUAUUUGAAAGCUAUUUGUGGAUUUCUAUGACUUCACGUUGAAUUUUCUUUUUAGAAAAGGGCAGAUUAAAACUAUGCAAAUCUCAAAAGUUAAAUCUCUAUUUGACCUGGAAAUACCAUGUGAUUUUCUUUUAGAUCACUGCAGGCUUAAAGUUAUGGAGGUAAGCCUGUUUCCAGUUGUCAUUAUUUUAAUUGGGUAAAGAAGCAAGUAAAGUAGAAAAUUUGUCUUGCAUGGUAGCAAUUUGGAUAUUAUUUAUUGGAAUUUAAAUAUCAUGGACUAAAUCUUUCAAGUUAAUUGCAUCUGCGGUACAUCCAAUGUGGGAUCAUUUUCUACCUUCCCUAUUCUAUUCAAGACUUAGGCUAGGUUAUAAUAUUUACUUCUAGUUUACUUCUAUUUUAAUUUACUUCAAAUUUUAGUAUAAUUAUGAAACUCCUAACAUUAGGAAGAGUCAGUUGAUGACUCUGAGUUUUUGUAGUGAGUAACAAAGACCAAAAAGUAAGGACUGUAAUUAAUUAUAAUUCUGAUCUGUGCUAAGCUAGCUGGUCUGAGCCAAAUUAGCCACUGUAGCCAUUUAUGAUCCCAAUACAGAAGUCUCUGCUGGAAGUGAUGCUGAAAGUUAGAAUGUAUUUGGCUUCAAUGAUCUCACUUCGGCAUUUUCUUUUUGCUUUUCUCCGAUAAUUGAUGUUUUCAUGAACAUUGGCUACAUAGGCAAGUUACUGGACGACAUAUAGCAAAGCCUCACCUUCGGGGCAGAAGAAGCAGAAUACUCUCAAAGGAGUUAUUUCUGACCUAGUAGUAGUAGUAGUAGUAGUAGUUUUUUUGUUUUUUCUGGUGCAGUUAUAUAUUGCUCAGUUCUCAUCACUGUAAGGUAAUGUGAAUUAUCUUCAUUACUCCUGAGGAACUUAGCUAGUCAUUUGGAAAUUUGCAUUGCUUAGCAUUUUGAGUGAAUGAAUUUAUAUUAAAAGUAAGCUUACGGUACAAUAAAUGUUACUUUUGAAAAUUCCUACUCCAUGUUAACUAGUAAGUAUACUUGUUCCAUGAAGUUUGAUAUAAUUUGGGUGAAAGCAUACAAAGAAGAUCAUUAGUGUUUGUUUCCACUACUGAUUAGGAUUAUGUGUUAUUAGUUUUUCACCUCCAUGUCCACGUAUCCUUUAAAACAUUUGCAAUGGUAGCCUUUUUAAUAUUGAGUCUGUAAUCAUUGUGCCAAUGAGCACAGAACAAACAUUACUUAUCCAGAGUUGCUAUUCUAAGGCUGUUCUACAAAAAAAAGUCAUGAUAAUUGAAAGACUAUUAAUUUGAGUACUUGGGAAAGAGGGAUAGAAAUAGAUUGUUUGUCCAAUGGACAAAGAGAAUUCUUUGCUGAUCCUAAGAUGAAAUACUUAGGUAUUGGUCUAUCUGGAUUCGAUGCGAGAUUUUUGAAAAGAACAAUACCAGUGGAUGUUAGGCCUCUCCAUCCCAAACUAAGCAGGUGCAAUGAAGACAGGACCAGUGGAUGUUUAAAGCGUUCAAUAGCUGAAAUGGAAGCAGUUCUAGCAGAGCUAUGUAAUACAAUAAAAAACUCCAUAAAGAGGGCAUUAAAGAGUGCCAUCCUAAAUAACAUUAAGAAUGGAAAUGCGACCAACGAUUAAUUAUUAGCACCAUCUCAAGAAACAACAUGUCAAGUCAGAUGUGCUAAGAGGUGAUGUAUGCAGUUUCCUAAUCAAUUUAUAAGAUUGGCUGCAGCGCUUGGCCUUUCGUUUAUUUUGGUUGUCUCAUGUCAUUUAAUUUUGUACAUUAAGUAUUACUGUGACUAGAAGUGUAAAAUAUAUACAGCUGUAGUGUCAUCUGUAGCAUGCUUUCAGAUCUGAUGUUUCAGCUAGGUUCUGUUUCCUGAAAUGUGCUUGUUUGGCUCUUAAUGAAAGUCUCUGCUUAAUAUUUUAGUAAAAUGCAGUGGGCUUUGUGCACUUGACGCCAACACCAAGAGUCACAGAAACGCUCAAGUCUUUUUUUAUUCAAGGCCUUUAUUUUGCUGUGCGUAGUUUGUCCAUGCCACAACUUCUAGAAGUCAAAAUUCAGAUUAAAUGGCAUUUCGAACUCUGACCUGUUGAAGGUACAAGGUGAAGGAUACUACAGCAAUUGAUCUUUAUACAUUCCUUGUAUCUCCAACAAGUAUACAAUGCCUUAUUAUAAUUAUAGUAGAAACCCAGUUUAGUUUGAUUUAAUUUUGAACUGUAUUUAGCAUAAAGGUCCACUUAAAUAUAAAACUUAAUUUUUUUAUUUAGAGGAAAUGAACAGCACUUUAAAGGAGUAGUCCUGUAACAACUAUGAAUAUCUGUGUUUGCCUUUCACUGUUGGCAAACAUAUACACACAUCCAUCCAUGUGAAAUGACAGCUAGACAAUUCUCCCAGUCCUUUUAAAUUCUUGACACUUGAAGGCAGUUAUUUCAAUUGGGGAAUGUGUUUAUUUAGAGUAUGCUUCUUAUUCUGCAUUGCUGCUAUGUUAUAUUAAAUUGUUGACAUUGAAGAAUGAUGCAGACACAGUGUACUGUAACUAAUUGGUAAGAGGGUAUUUUAGCAUUUGUCGGGUAGAUGUAUUUUUUUCAGCUUUAACGCUAGAAUUCAGAAAGUGAAACUUAUCAAAAUUUAAAUUUUAGUCGACUACGAAACUUCUGUAAAAAAUGCAUAUAAUAGUCCACUGAUUAGUUUUCGAGUUGUACUAUUAUUUGUAGUUUUAGUUUGUAACCAUGAUUAUAAACAACUAAUAUAAUUUUCUUGUAAAAGCAGAAGAUUGAGUGCUCUAAUUCUCUUUUUUAACGAAAGACAUGAUGGAGAUAACUGAACAAUUACGUUGAACUUGUAAAAGUAAACAUCUAGUCCUUUUUAUAAGUUUCUUCUUGAAUUCUGAAUGUAUUUGUCUAGUUUAAGUUAGCCACACUAAUUUUGUGCUUUGCCUUAAACAGUACAUAAUGUGUGGGACUAUACCACAAGUUUUGAUGAGUGUGCAAUAGGGCAAGGAGGCAAAUGGGAGUUAAAUUAUGCUGUUAAUAGGCUGAUUCAAAUACAUGUACACGAGACAGUUUUUAAUUUGGCUGUCUAAGUAUUUUAUACUCAAUGGACGCAAAUACCAAUUUACAUUGUUUUUCACGUUUUUCCUCAUAAUUGAGCCAAGUUACAAACUAACCUGAAAGCCGGUCAUGUAAAUAAGGCCAAAGUAGGAAUGGAUUACUUUGAAUCUUCUCACACUUUCACAUGGAACAAACGUUCAUACUGAAUUUCCUGUUCCUUAGUAAAGUUUCAAAAAGAAGCUCUGAGGUGGACAGUAUAAGCAGUUCAGGACAUUGUACAAUGAAUUGCCCUAACAUACAUAACAUGAGAAAUGACAUGACAGCCGCUACAAGUCAAAGUACCUCAUAUUUAAUAAUGAUGCUAAAUUGAAUGUUCAGCAUCACAAGUACUGAAAAAUGGAAUGACUCGAGUGAAACUCCAAGAAACAUUGAUAAUGUUCCAGGGAUUGGAAAAUACAGUACAAUGCAGAAAUUAGAGGAUGUCUAGAGUGCCAGAGAAAUCAGUCAUCAGUUUUGAGAUCUAGCCAAAAUGAAAGGAUGGGUGUAAUGUAUUUAAAAGUUGAAUAUUGCAUUUCUUUUUGUUUUGAAGAGUUAAGUAUUGCAUGGGAGUUGGUAGGAAUUAUUUUUCAGUAAUGCAGUACAAGAUAUAGUUCUUGGCAAGGUAGAUAUGCCUGGGUUUAAUGUAUACUGACAGUUGGUGGAUGUAAAUGUUUAUAUACUGUUGCUUUAUUUUAGUUUGCUACAAAGCCAGAAGGCUAUUUUAAGUUAUUAAACAUUUUUGUACUUAAUUUAUUUUCUCACCAAUAUUAAAUUAUGUUUGAUUCUGUUUUAAAAGAUGAGUCUGACUGAACUCUUGUUUUGUUUUAUCUCACAGUUUCCAAAGAAAAAUAGUAUUCAUGUUUUUUUAAGGUUUUAAAGACAAGUUGUGUACCACAUGACAGCCUUGAGUUGUCUAAAACCAUUAAACUCAAGGGUUUAAAAUAGAAGGCAUUUCUAAAUGUUCUUAAAGAUUUUUUUGAUUGAUGUGAGCUUCGCUCUAACACCAAACUGGUGGACUGAAGCAUUGGUGCAUGACUUUAUCAAUUGAUCAUAUUUGCACUAAUGCCACGAUAAUUACCAGUGGCUCAAAUCGGAUUUUACUGGUUACGGAAUAUAUAAUUAUGAUCAGCCAUAACAUGCCUGAGCCUAAAUACUCUUUUAAACACAUUGGUGUUUUCCUCUGCUAUGACUAGUAUGUGUAGUUUAAGUGCAGUAAACAGUUUUUUUAAAAUGCUAAAGUUUAAUUAGGAAUUAAGUUCCUAUUGUAUGAUCAUAUUGCUAAUUCCUAAACACCAAGGGAACCUCUAAAUCUUAGUUGCUUUGAAGCGUAUUGCUUCCUCAAUUUAUGAAUUGUUUUCUUCUUAAACUUGAGCAUUUAAAAUGGUAGCAUUUAUGUAAUUGAGGUAACAAAGCAUGAGUCUGACUGCAGUAGCAGAUGCUUUACUUUAAACAAUGUUCAGCCAUGGUUUCAACAAUAUUUCAUGAUGCAAAAUUGAUUUCACAGUAACCCAUUCUGACUCUUGUUCAAUGUGACUUUCCAUUUCAGAGAACUAGCAUUUCUAACUUCCACAGUUCGAAUAUGUCUUUUUUAUAUGAAUCCACAUCAUUGCUGGUUGAAAAUGAGCCUAUCCCUUUAGAGUUUUGUAGUAAAGAGGUUGACAUAACUUAGACCAAUCAUACAAUGUCCUUUCAUUCACAAACAAAUACACCACAAUAAUUUGUUCAUAGUUUCCUGUGGUGUUUAAUACAACAUUUUUAAAGUUCUGUUCUUCCUAGCAGUUUCAACACAUGAUUGAAUUUGUUUGAGCUUUGUUAUUAUUUGUAGGAAAUCUACCUAGUUCUGCCUUGAACAUAGUGUAAGACUUCACUGGUCACGAUCAAUACUUGACCACUUUUGAUCUGAAACCCUGACAGGAUUUGACGAGCAUUGGACGAUACCUGACUUCAGUUACUUCAGAUUUAUGACCAUGUUAGGACUAAUUCAUUUUACUCUGCAGCCUAAUUGAUGUUCUUUUGUACUUCCUGUUGCCUAGAACAAAAAGUCGUUCAAAUGAGAAUUUUGUUGUUUGACUACUGUCCCCUGUGCACUAAAGAUGAAUCUUCAUUAACAGUAUCAGUGUUGCUAGAUUUUGGUGAUUGGGAGAAUAGGGCAGACUCAAAUGGAGAUACCAGAUUACUGUGCCUUUAAGUCAUUGGGUACAUAGCAUUUUGUUUUAUAGAUCCUUACUAUGUAGUAAGUAUUUAGUUCUGAUUAUUUUACAGUUCAUGGUAAGUAUUCCUGAAGUAGACACCAGAGCCUCUGAGUCAGGUGAUGACAAGAAACUUUAAUAAUUUGAGGAGAAUCUCCAUCUAGCAAUGAGGACAGGUCUACAAUGAUUCUGGUGUAGCAUCUGAGUUUGUUGCACAAGCAUUCUUCUCUCUACUUAUCCUGGCUUUAAAAUGGCCGGUGGUGACUUAGAAUAAAGUAUUCACUUGGUUCCUAUUACUAUAUAACGUUCUUUAUAACAGCUGAGAAAAAUUAGUUUUUUUCUAAGAGCAAUGUGAUGUUUUUACAUUGGAUUACAAUUUGAAUUUGUCAUGAAGAGAGCUGCACAAACAAUUUGGUAAAAUUGGUAUCUUAAUCUUGCAAAUUGAACAGUAAGAAAUCUUGUGUCUUCUAACUGUGCAUUAUUUGUACCAUUAGAUGGCCUUGUGAUAUUAAUUAGCAACCAAAGAUCAUAAUUACAUCUUAACAUCCGUGUAGUUUGGCUGUCUUUGCUCACCAGUUUUAACCAAGUAGUCCUAGUGUCUGUCUGGUGCCUAAAUUGACACCAUGUACAUAUGUACACGUUGAAUUACUUUGAUUACAAGUUGACUUGCAGAUUUGAAACAUUCAUGCUAGCAGUGGGUAGGGUAAUAUUUAUAUGGUGAUGACUAUCAAUAAACAGGCAGAUUUAUAUUACGUUGGAUUUGAAUAUAAUUUUCUGUUCAGUUAUAUUUACAAGCUACAGUAGUUGUGAGAGAUGUGCUGCUAUGUCUAGUUCAUAAUACCAAUUUAGUUUUGUACUGUGAUAGUUUAAUGAAUUGAUCAGCAUCGUUAUCCUUCUUCACAUUAAAUCACUGAACACAAAAAUAUAAAUUGAAAUUACAAAACUGAAUUGAUACUAGGAGCUGGUGGUCUAAUGUUCUACUACUGUUUAAUAUGCAGGAGUUUCCAAUUGGUACAGAAUGUUGUUGGUGACAAUCUGCCUCAAACAAGUAAAAUGGUUUGUUUGCGUAUAUCUAGCACUGUAUCAGCGCCAUUAAAAGCACUAGAUCUUUCUGAAAUGUACAGUUAUAGGUAGACAACACAGUCAAUUUGUGCAAAUGAAUGAACGACAAAAUAACCUGUUUGGUGUUGGUUGAGAAAUAAAAAUUGGUUAGGACAAUGUAGAACUCUUUCUUCUUAGUUACUGGGAUUUUUUUUCUCCCAUUCUCAACCAAAAAGGCAGGGGAUAAACUUUCAGGACCACAUCCAAAACAUUGUAUCCAUGACAAUGCAACACUUUUGUCACUAUAAUGCUGAAAUCUUGCCCUAAGUUUAAGUGCUUAACUAUGAUUUCUGAUUUCCUCAGAGGAAGAGCAUGCUAAACCAAGUUGUGAAUAUUUUUAUUUGGAAAAAUUGGAAUUGAAAUGAAAGUUUACAUGAUGCAACACUCCCCUCUUUUAAGAGGUCACCUCCACCCCAACUUUCAGUUCCACCCAGGGAGCUAUGUUCAGCGCAAGGCCUUCAAAGUGCAGGGCCCAGGGCAGCAUCCCUGAAUCAGCCUACCCUAAGGGCAGGUCUACCUUCAAUGAAGUUGGAAUAAAUAAUACUGUAUUGUAGUUUGCUGAAGCCACUUAUAAAUGAAACAUUGAAGCCUAGAAUCUUGGAAGUGGGUUUCGAAGUGGGCAGAAGGCUGACCCCUGGAUAAUGAAUGUGUCCCAGAUCAAAAUUCAGUAAAUACUCCCAUUGGCUUCAGUUAUCAUUUUGUGUCAGGACUGAAGAGGCCACAUUAGUUGAAAUUGUGGGAACAAAUGCCAGUCUCCCAGCACCUUGCCAAUCACAACCACCGAGCCUACAGGUAAAACAAAACUUAAUCAGUUUGUUCCUGAUCAAUCAAUAAGCAUGACAUGAAAGACCUCUGGGACUGUACUAGUUUUCUUCUGCCAUGAACAGUGGUAAUCUAAGGUGAUUGUGAUUUAAAUUUGAAUUACAGCAAAUCUUUAGGAGGUCAAAUAUAAAAUUACAUCUCCCGUAAACAGUGUAUAUCUGAAUUUACUGAAAGCUAAAAGAUCCUUUUUUUCCAAUUAAAUUUAUCCAAUAUUGUAGCAAUAAUUGUUUAUUUUGCAAAUCCCCAGGGCUACAAACACAAUGAUAACUAAUCAACGUAAGUUAUGCCUGAGUUGAUUUAGUUGAUAGGGAUUGGGUAUUACAUUUGAUCCACGUGCUGUUAUUUGAGCAGUUUUCCAAGUUGGUAUUCCUAAGUAAUUUGAACGAAACUGAAAGAUCCCAAAUCAAAAUCUCUUUCUAUGUUAAAGUGGAUUUAGUUAAGGGCAUUGUGUGGCUUGUGAGCCACAUUUGAAAACUGGUCUGUGAAGUUGAAACUAGAUUUGAUUUGAACCAGUUUUCACAAAAUGCACAAAAUUGCUGUACAGUCCAGUGGAAUAAACAGCAGGCCUGAAGUAUGCACCUGCAAAGACAAAAACAUAUUUAACAUUUUCGAGUCCAAUUUGUUCCCUCUUCAGAAUUGGAGUUCUGACAAAGAAUCUUAUGGGACUAACACUUGGAAAACCUAUUUAAUGGAAAUAAAAAAAAAUACUCUAAGCAUAGAUCCAUUAAUCCCAGAUUUAUAAAGAGAUCAGACGGGUAACAUUGUGAGUUCAUACUUUUCUUUUGAGUGUUGUUACUUUGACCAUUUGACCAGUUUGAAUGUUGAGGCCCUGAAAGAUUGUGCAUAGUGGUUACAACUGUUGUUGCCUCAUUAAUGGAUAAAUUAAUCAUUUAGUUGUGGGUCAGUAGAUUCAUAUUAGUCAGGAGGUCAUGUGUAAAUAUUACUAUCAAAGGAAACAGGGUGGCUAGAGCAUGUUACAUUUUGUCGGUCACAAUUCAUUGCCCUGUAAGGUGAACAGGUAAAUAUACCUGUCUUGUCUUUUUCAUCUUUUUUGCUGUGUUGCAUAUGAGGCUUUGCUAGUGAAUUGACUACAGGGUUUUGUUUCAGCAAUCUGAAAUUUGGCUCAUUAAUUCUUAACUGUGAGAGAAAUGAUUGGAUCUGAUAACACUCCAACUCCAAAUGAACAAUAGAACUUUUAAAAUUAACUUUUGUUUCUGGCUUUUUAGAGUAGAGUAAUGCAGAAAUAUCCAGAAGCCAGACCUGACAUGAUGGACAAAUCACAUCUGUUGGAUGCCCUACAACAAAAAUGUGCCCAAAAGAGGAAUAACACAUUAUGUGUUUUUGUAUUUCAACAAAAAGAAAUGCAUAACAGGGACGUGAUUUUAUUUUGAAGAAUCAUCAUUCCAUAUUGUAUGUCACCUGUAUAGGAGUAAUUUGUAUUGGGGUGUUUGGGAACCAUGCUGUACAGACUUUUUUUAUGAGAAAUUACUGUUUUUAUGUCCAGUUUUCACAAAAUGCACAAAAUUGCUGUACAGUCCAGUGGAAUAAACAGCAGGCCUGAAGUAUGUAGACUGGAAUAAAUACUGUUUGAAAUAU